Molecule: messenger RNA, 2316 nt
Organism: Colletotrichum gloeosporioides
Lineage: Eukaryota; Fungi; Ascomycota; Sordariomycetes; Glomerellales; Glomerellaceae
Exons: 2
Coding region: 1-2316 (771 amino acids)
Biological process (GO): positive regulation of transcription by RNA polymerase II
Cellular component (GO): nucleus
Molecular function (GO): transcription cis-regulatory region binding; DNA-binding transcription factor activity, RNA polymerase II-specific; zinc ion binding
Source: RefSeq, a predicted model, not a curated record
AUGUACGAUCCCGCACCGGCUAGACCCAAGAAAACAGACAUUACCCGAACGAAGACGGGUUGUCUCCAGUGCCGACGUAAGCGAAGAAAGUGUGAUGAACAGAGACCGGCUUGCCGGCGUUGUUCUGCAACAUCAAGUUCGUGCGAGUAUGAGUUUGGCGCCUUCGAAUUCAAAGACGCAACGCAGUGGGCUGCCAACAAGGUCCGUCGCCUGAAGAUGGCUGGAAGUGCUGCUUCAACCAAAGAUCAAGCUGUCAGAAAGCUGGCAACCCGAGACUGCAAGCGGCAAAAUCUUGCCCAUCCAGCUGGUUUCGCAGUCAAUCAGCUUGACACAGCGGAUGCGAUACGGCAGCAGCCAAGCACUGCUCCACUGCCGCCUACCCCACCAGUCCUUGAAUCUGAUGACCGCAACACAUCAUUGGUGUCCGGUGUCCGACAGGAAGACAUCAACUCAGCCGCCAAUUACGACAUUCAUGAAUGGCGUAAAGACGACUCAAUGGAUCAUUUGUCACCCGAGUUUUUCCUCGACGCAGAACAGCUUCUGACAUCGUCAAUGACCGACUUCAUACCUGUGUCUCCAAUGUUAUCAGGGGAUACCCAAUGCCUUCCGUGGGACUUAUUGAUGCCGUCAUUGUUGCCCUCUCCAACUUCACCCACAUGCCACCGUGGAGGGGAUUCCUGUUCUGCGACGACGAUCUCAUCACCGGACAAUCCUACACCAGCGGGUGAAAUCUUUCGGGCUUCAGAGACCUCCGCCCAUGAGGAUCAAUCACCUGUCUGCUCAGCAAAUCGUACCUCGCGGCGUGGAUUACUUCCAGCUUCUUGGACCGUCCUUAAGAAUCAACUAGAAUCUCCGUCUACACAGAAACCGAUUCCAGUCUCUGUUGAAGAUAGGCCAUACCUAGCCCACUUAAGAUUGAACGUGAUCAAUAAUCUGCCCGUCCGCCUCGACAGCCUGUGGAAGAUGAUACUCUACAACGCUCCCCUCCGAUAUGCAGCUAUGGCUUUGGCGGCCGCCAGCCUCGCAAACCUCCGUGGGCAUCACUCAUCUGACCAUAACCGAUGGGUACCAGCACCGAUUCAUUCGUCUAGAGCACUUAACUACGUGGUCAGAUGUGCCGAUAUUCUUGAAAAUCAUCCAGACAUGCCGUGGGAGGCUCAUUUAACCGUCCUGAUUCUAGCUACACUAUACGAAUUAGAGACUGGGACGAUUGUUGAUCUCAGGCGGGCUCUCGCGGUGCUCGACGGUGGCAUCCGAAAUCAUCGCACUCAGGUCCUGUCGCUUGCUGCCGGCAAAGACCUGGGCCGCAUUUGGGCACAUCUCAAAUACCUUGAAUUGGCCUGUCGUGGGCCUCAACAUCCUCUGGGAAUCGAAUCAGCCAGCGAAUCUCUCCUUGUGGAACUUGUACCAAGUUUGGUACAUCCACCACAAAGGAUACAGGUCAUUGGAUGCCAGGCGUCAAGGAUCAGUCAGCGGCUGCUCUUCUCGAAAUGUUUCUAUGAAAGGGGGGAUACAGCCGCGGAGACAUUGAGUAAAGUGACGCAGUGGUGGGAAAUCUUGAAGGGUACCUCAUUCGGAGAACCUUCAGACGAACACACGGAGCCCGAUACUGUGCUCCCAGAUGAGGAGCUGUUCAAGGAGCUCAGAAAUCUCCAGUCUACCCUGGCUACAUGCGAAGCUCCAGAAGGGAUAUUGUCUGCUCUUUUACCCGACUCGGAAGCAUUUUGUGCCAGACCUCAUGCACCUCUCCGCCUUCCGACUCAUCAAAUAGCCAUGACGUGGGCUGACUAUGCAUUCGCCCAGUUACUUUGUACCGAGAGCAACGUCCAGAGACUUACACAAGAGUUGGGAAUUUCUGUGGAAGACGAGGCGGAUGCAUUCGAUUGCGCUCCAAUGAGAAGCAACCCAUGGCUGAAUCUGUUGCUUCGAAUCACCGACGAACUCGACCCAGUUGAGUGUCAAAAGAGAAAUACGUAUAGAAUUGGGAUCUUCUCGAUGCUGGUUCAAGUUUCCAUCCUCGGAGCCGGUAGGGGUGGGUUUGAGGCGCUACAGCAGUUCAUCCAGAGGUCGAUGGCUGUCGGCGUGCUUUACGAGGGUCCAUUCACGCCGUUGCACUCCGCCAGAUCUUGCAACCGGGCGAUACUCAGGUACAUGGCUGCCAAACCUGGCCGCGCAAUAUUUGCAGCCUCCUUUACAUAUUCCGCCUGGGAAGCUCGCGAAGUUCUUUUCUCCAAGGGCGGUGGGCAGCAUGUGCUUUUGUGUGGCAGAGAGGCUGAUGGUCGGUACCUGAACGAUCUCAUUCCUGUAGAUGCAUAA